UGUGUGGAUCAGUCAGUUUGCGUUUGCCUAAUUGACACCAUAAGCAUCAACUCAUCCACAACUCCUCCACCUUUUCCACUGUCAGACAAGGCUUUGGUAGUUAACUAUCAGUGCCCAUAGUAUACAAGUUAGAGUCCUAUUGCCAGUUCGGUUAAGUUCUCCAGUUCUCUCAAUUGCUUUAUAGUUAUUGUUAAUUAUAGUGAAUUGAUAGCUAUCAUCAAUUCAUAUAUAAUAUGUCGAUUAGAAGUACUAAAUAUGUUUACCGUCAGACCUCCGGUCAGGGCGGAGAUCUGUCCAUUGAAUAUGGAACUGAUUUGGGAGCCCUUACUCGUCUUGAGGACAAAAUACGACUCCUCUCGGAGGACUUGGAGACUGAAAGAGAGCUCAGACAACGAAUUGAAAGGGAACGGUCCGACCUAACCGUCCAACUAAUCAGUUUGACUGAGAGACUGGAAGAAGCUGAGGGAUCGAGUGAAAGUGUGAUCGAGAUGAAUAAGAAACGGGACUCAGAAUUGGCUAAAUUGAGGAAACUAUUAGAAGACGUACACCUGGAAAGUGAAGAGACAGCCCAUCAUUUGAGACAAAAACAUCAGGCGGCCGUGGCUGAGAUGCAGGACCAAAUGGAUCAGCUUCAGAAAUCUAAGAACAAAACUGAUAAAGAGAAGCAAAAACUUCAGGCGGAAGUGUUUGAAUUGUUGGCACAGAUCGAGAGCGCAAACAAGGAUAAGCUGAUCGCUCUUAAGAGUGUUGAAAAACUUGAAUACACUGUUCAUGAACUUAAUAUUCGUAUCGAAGAAAUCAAUCGGACUGUUAUUGAAGUGACCUCUCAAAAGCAAAGACUUAGUCAAGAAAAUGCAGAAUUUCUUAAAGAGAUUCACGAAUAUAAAGUUUCUUUGGAUAACGUCAACCAUUUGAAGUCACAAUUGGCUCAACAACUUGAGGACACUCGCCAUCGUCUUGAGGAUGAAGAGAGGAAACGAUCGACUCUUGAAAAUCACGCGCACACUCUUGAGGUUGAAUUGGAGUCUUUGAAAGUACAGCUCGAAGAGGAAUCAGAAGCACGUCUGGAGCUCGAGAGACAACUAACUAAAGCCAAUGCAGACGCGGCCGCCUGGAAGUCAAAAUAUGAGGCCGAACUACAGGCACACGCAGAUGAAGUCGAAGAACUUCGUCGCAAAAUGGCUCAAAAGAUAUCUGAAUAUGAAGAACAAUUGGAGGCAUUAUUGAACAAAUGCAGUUCACUUGAAAAACAAAAGUCGCGACUCCAGAGUGAGGUCGAGGUGUUGAUUAUGGACUUAGAGAAGGCCACGACUCACGCACAGCAAUUGGAGAAGAGAUGUGUUCAGCUCGAGAAGCUUAAUCUCGACCUCAAAGUCAAACUUGAAGAAGUGACUGUCCUUAUGGAACAGGCACAGAGAGACGCCAGACAGAAGGCCGCUGAGCUCCAGAAACUACAACACGAGUACGAGAAACUGCGCGAUCAGAGGGAUGCUCUCGCCAGAGAAAACAAGAAACUCACCGACGACUUGCAAGAAGCGAAGUCUCAGUUGAAUGACGCUCACAGAAGAAUACAUGAAAUGGAGAUUGAAAUCAAACGCUUGGAGAACGAGAGAGAAGAGUUGGCCGCCGCUUAUAAAGAAGCGGAGACUUUGAGAAAACAGGCGGAAGACAAAGCACAGCGAUUGAUGGCAGAGUUGGCACAGGUUAGACACGACUACGAAAAACGACUGCAACAGAAGGAGGAAGAGCUCGAAGCUCUCAGGAAGCAGUUCCAGAUUGAAGUGGAACAGUUGAAUAUGCGAUUGGCUGAGGCAGAGGCCAAGUUGAAGACUGAAGUGGCCAGAAUCAAGAAGAAAAUGCAGGCACAGAUCACUGAACUCGAGAUGUCAUUGGAUGCGGCAAACAAACAAAAUCUCGACUUACAGAAGACCAUUAAGAGACAGGCGCUUCAAAUCACUGAACUACAAGCGCAUUACGAUGAAGUGCACAGACAGUUGCAACAAGCGGUCGACCAGUUGGGUGUCGCUCAGCGCCGAUGCCAAGCAUUACAGGCAGAGUUAGAUGAACAAAGGGUGGCAUUGGAACAGUCAUUACGUGCCAAACGUAUUGCAGAACAACAAUAUGAAGAAGCCGUCACUAAAGUCAAUGAGUUGACUACUAUUAACGUCAAUCUGGCGUCGGCUAAGAGCAAACUCGAGGCAGAGUUCUCUGCUCUUCAGAACGAUUACGAUGAAGUCCACAAAGAAUUGAGAAUUUCAGAUGAAAGAGUUCAGAAAUUGUCAAUUGAGUUGAAAUCAACUCGAGAUCUAUUGAUUGAAGAACAGGAAAGACUCGUCAAAAUCGAUACUAUUAAGAAAUCAUUGGAGAAUGAAGUCAGAAAUCUACACAUCAGAAUUGAAGAGGUUGAGGCCAACGCACUGGCCGGCGGUAAAAGAGUUAUCGCUAAAUUAGAGUCAAGAAUAAGAGAUGUGGAGAUUGAAGUCGAAGAAGAGAAACGCAGACACUCGGAGACUGAGAAGAUUUUGCGAAAGAAAGACCAUCGCGUCAAGGAAUUGUCACUUCAGAGUGAAGAAGACCACAAAACCAUUACUCUAUUGCAAGAAAAUUGCGAUAAAUUUAAUGAAAAAGUCAAAGUCUAUAAAAGACAAAUGCAAGAACAGGAAGGCGUCAGCUCAUCAAACUUACAGCGCGUGCGACGAUUCCAACGCGAGUUGGAGGCCGCCGAAGAUCGGGCCGAUCAGGCAGAGAGCAACCUUUCUUUUAUUAGAGCCAAACAUAGAUCAUGGGUGACGACCAGUACAGUCCCCGGCGGUACCCGUCAGGUCUUUGUCACUCAAGAAGAAACUCAAAACUUUUAACAUUAUUUGACAAAAAACAAAAUCAACAGAAUAUUGUUAUAAACAACUAAAAUAAAACAUAGAUUUAUUUGGGAAAAGAUUUUUGAGAUACGUUUUAAUUAUUAAUUAUAGCUUAUUAUUAUUAUUAUCUAAAUAUUAUUUAA
This is a messenger RNA of Oppia nitens, 3001 nucleotides long. It is a transcript of the gene Prm, whose product is annotated as paramyosin. Bases 234 to 2858 code for a protein of 874 amino acids. The record is from RefSeq and is a predicted model, not a curated record. Lineage: Eukaryota; Metazoa; Arthropoda; Arachnida; Sarcoptiformes; Oppiidae. The transcript is spliced from 12 exons. Gene Ontology annotation, cellular component: myosin complex.